This is a messenger RNA of Oppia nitens, 646 nucleotides long. RefSeq lists its product as uncharacterized. The transcript is spliced from 2 exons. Bases 113 to 625 code for a protein of 170 amino acids. Lineage: Eukaryota; Metazoa; Arthropoda; Arachnida; Sarcoptiformes; Oppiidae. The record is from RefSeq and is a predicted model, not a curated record.
AACACUUGAUAAAUUCGACUAUCGUUGGAAAACCUAUCGUAAUUUAUGGAAGAACCGUACGAUUGAUGAAAUCAAACAGUUGACCCUGGGCAAUUUGGACGUACUUUAUUCAAUGAUGGAACUACAGUCAAUGAAAUACCGGUUCCAAGGCCUGGACUAUAUCGACCAAUUUUAUCAACGAUUUAUCCAUAAAUCCCGUACACUGGUACCCCUGGCCUGGCAACUGUUGGACAUACAGAAGCCCAAUGCUGCUGAUAAUACUGUAGAUAACCGGCAUCUAAACUAUUGUAUGAUGGGCGUAUCAUUUUCCGAAUAUAGAUACCUGGGUCAAAAAUUGGAUAUCAAACGUAAAAAUGCUGUACAAGUAGUUAGGGGUACGGAACAGGAGCUGAAUCGGGAACUGAUGGGACUACAGAAGCAAUUGUUGGCUAAUAUUUUAUGGGCAUCCGAUUAUAUCCGUCAUAAAGGCGACUCGUUUUGGGGAUCAUUACAUAUUCAGUUUCACGAAAUGAUGCAAGAUGAAUUCAAUUUGAUUAACAAUGAUCUAGCUGAAAUACCAAGUGGCGAUAUUAAAACUAAAACAAUACAAGUGCUUAUUGAAGAUUUAAGCUUACUGUUAAUCUAGUUUAUUAUUAUUAUUAUUAUU